GCACCUGAAAGCGUCUCAUGCCGAGCACCAGGACAAUCACAGGGUUGCACAGACGCCAGCACAGACGUGGGUGGUGGCACUGAUGAGGACUCUUGUGUGGAUAGGGUGAGGUUUCCCCGUGAAGGUGCUAAGAGAUGGCUCUCAUGGGUCUCCUCUCUGCCUGAGAAUUGGGUGCUAAGGGCACUGGACGAACCAACACCGACGCUGGGUUCCUUGCUUGAAUGAGCCUUCAUUUUCAGCCACUCCAGUCCAGCUGCUGCGUGGAACUACUCAUUUUCUCUUGAUGAUGGGGAUUGGCAAGAACACUACGUCCAAAUCAAUGGAGGCUGGAAGUUCAACAGAAGGCAAAUAUGAAGAUGAAGCCAAGCACCCCGCCUUCUUUACUCUUCCGGUGGUGAUAAAUGGAGGCGCCACGUCCAGUGGGGAGCAGGACAAUGAAGACACCGAGCUCAUGGCAAUCUACACUACAGAAAACGGCAUCGCGGAAAAGAGCUCUCUCGCAGAGACCCUGGAUAGCACUGGCAGCCUGGAUCCCCAGAGGUCAGACAUGAUUUACACCAUAGAAGAUGUUCCUCCUUGGUACCUGUGCAUAUUUCUGGGGUUGCAGCACUACCUGACCUGCUUCAGCGGCACAAUCGCGGUGCCCUUUCUGCUGGCUGAUGCCAUGUGUGUGGGCUUCGACCAGUGGGCCACCAGCCAGCUCAUCGGGACCAUUUUCUUCUGCGUGGGAAUCACAACUCUGCUGCAGACAACAUUCGGAUGCAGGUUACCCCUGUUUCAGGCCAGUGCUUUUGCAUUUUUGGCCCCUGCUCGAGCCAUCCUGUCUUUAGAUAAAUGGAAAUGUAACACCACAGAUGUUUCAGUGGCCAAUGGGACAGCAGAGCUGCUGCACACGGAGCACAUCUGGUACCCCCGGAUCCGGGAGAUCCAGGGUGCCAUCAUCAUGUCCUCCCUGAUCGAAGUGGUCAUUGGCCUCCUGGGCCUGCCUGGGGCUCUGCUGCAGUACAUCGGGCCCCUGACCAUUACGCCCACCGUGGCCCUCAUCGGCCUCUCUGGUUUCCAGGCAGCAGGAGAGAGAGCGGGGAAGCACUGGGGCAUUGCCAUGCUGACAAUUUUUCUAGUAUUGCUAUUUUCUCAAUAUGCCAGGAAUGUUAAAUUUCCUCUCCCAAUUUACAAGUCCAAGAAAGGGUGGACUGCAUACAAGUUACAGCUUUUCAAAAUGUUCCCUAUAAUCCUGGCCAUCCUCGUGUCCUGGCUGCUCUGCUUCAUCUUCACAGUGACAGACGUCUUCCCUCCCGACAGCACAAAGUACGGCUUCUAUGCACGCACGGACGCCAGGCAGGGUGUGCUUCUGGUAGCCCCAUGGUUUAAAGUUCCUUAUCCGUUUCAGUGGGGCCUGCCCACGGUGUCCGCGGCCGGCGUCAUUGGCAUGCUCAGCGCAGUGGUUGCCAGCAUCAUCGAGUCCAUCGGUGACUACUAUGCCUGUGCCAGGCUGUCCUGUGCCCCACCACCUCCCAUCCAUGCCAUCAACAGAGGGAUCUUCGUGGAGGGCCUCUCCUGUGUUCUCGAUGGCGUAUUUGGCACUGGAAAUGGCUCUACUUCAUCCAGCCCCAACAUUGGCGUUUUGGGAAUUACAAAGGUUGGCAGCCGCCGGGUGAUCCAGUAUGGCGCGGCCCUCAUGCUUGCCCUGGGCAUGAUCGGGAAGUUCAGCGCCCUCUUCGCCUCCCUUCCAGACCCUGUGCUCGGAGCCCUCUUCUGCACGCUCUUCGGAAUGAUCACGGCUGUUGGCCUCUCGAACCUGCAGUUCAUCGAUUUAAACUCGUCCCGGAACCUCUUUGUGCUUGGAUUUUCAAUCUUCUUUGGGCUCGUCCUUCCAAGUUACCUUAGACAGAAUCCUCUUGUUACAGGGAUAACAGGAAUCGACCAGGUGUUGAACGUCCUUCUCACAACUGCUAUGUUUGUCGGAGGCUGUGUGGCUUUUAUUUUGGACAACACCAUCCCAGGUACCCCAGAGGAAAGAGGAAUCAAGAAAUGGAAGAAAGGUGUAGGCAAAGGGAACAAGUCCCUCGACGGCAUGGAAUCCUACAACUUGCCAUUUGGCAUGAACAUUAUUAAGAAAUACAGAUGCUUCAGCUACUUACCCAUCAGCCCGACCUUUGUGGGCUACACUUGGAAAGGCCCCAGGAAGAGCGACACCAGCCGGAGUUCUGACGAAGACUCGCAGGCCACGGUAUAGCCCUUGCCGCGCCUGUGGCCCGCGUCUGUAGUUCCUUGCUGAGUACCACGAAGUGAAAUCUAUGUCUGUGUAUCUACAUUUACAUUCUGCACCCCAGAGCUAAGACAGAUUGCAGAUAGCUUUUCUAUCGUGGGUGGUGAUCGUGUCUAAUAUGGUGUCUCACCCGUCUCCUUAUUUAAGCCCUUGCCCCCUUGCCCUUUGACAGUGUCCAUUGCUGGCCGUGGUCACUGAACUUGAAGUUCCAGUCCUUGCUGGAGUGGAUGUUUGAACCCCGCAGCUGUUCCUUGUUUUCAGUCCUCCUCCACGCCCAGUGCUAGCUUUCCUAUAAGUCACCUCCAGGGUCCAGGGGCUUCAGAAGCCCCUGGUCCUGCUUCCCUUUCAUUUGACAUCAGCCUGUGCCUGCAGAGAGUGUCUCGAGCCCCAGGGCACCAGUGUCCUCACAUGGUCACAGCUGGCUGGUCAUGUGUGCUUCUGCCGCCCUGAUCCUCCUGAAGGGGGAGGCCCUUGCUUUGAACACAGUGGCAUGGCUACCCUAGGCCCAGAUCUGGGUGUGGGUGUGGUCCAUGAGGAUAUCACUGAAUGGAAAUGGGUUUGGGGGCUAGAGGGAACGUGGAAUGACCCUGAAGCCAGUAUCUGAUUCAGCUGCUCUGACACCCUGCCACCUUGGCCCCAGCUGGGCCAACACAUUUCCCAGCAGUCUCUUUUAGUCACCGAGACACUGUCUGGCAUUGUCACUACUGGCUGGUGUGACAGGCAUGGAUUGCCACACACAGGCACCAACCAGAUAUGUUCACGGGAGUCUUGGCUCUGCUGUCACGUGGGUGUGUAUCGUCGCGCGUGUCUACAAUGACAAGGUUUGAUUCCUAUUUAAUGUUAUUGACUAUAGCAGAUUUUUGAAAUCAGUGUUUUUCCAUGUGACCCGCUUCCCCCAGUAUUCCUAUUACUCGUCCCUCCUCCCCCACCCCCAUUAAGAAAAGAACCAGCAUUUGUAAAGCUGUGGACACCAUCAGGGAAGCUUGUUGUAAUGGCUUUUGAAGGCCAGUAACCAUUGUUGUGGUUGUGUUUUGUAUUGCUUGAUACCUUGAAAGUGUAAAUACUGUAAUGCCUAAUCUAUUUAUCAAAACUGACUACUGGACCAGAGCCCAGAAACCAUGGGUCAAGUUAUACGUGAAUUUGUUCAGUGAAUAGGGAAGCUGGGGCAUGUCACCCACAGAGCCGACCCGUUGAAUGGCCGCUCAUAACUCUGGUUCUGCUGUGAGUCAGUUCUGGCAGUUGUGGCUCAAGGAGACUUUCUGUGCUUGCCCUGUUCAACACCCACUAGGUCUUGGUUUUGUGGAGGGAAAGGUUAGACCUUGGCCAAAUCCUGCCUUUCUUCUUUAAGUUGUUGCAUACGGUGGUGAGAAAAGUAGCCAGCAGAAUCUCUUUUAAGAGAGUUCUGGUGAAUAACACUAAAUUGUUUCUGAAAAAAUGACUUCUGUCAAAUGUGGUUUGGAGUUUUCCAGCCAGAAUGAAAGUCUGAGACAGGCACAAGGGGGUGUGCCUGGUGAGGGUGUGCUUCAGUGGUCAUUGACCUGGUUGGGAUUUGGGUGGUGGUGGGCAUUGCUGUCUCUGACAGCAGGGCCUGGUUCUCGGCAGCCUCGUUGUCCACACGGUGCACUCUCCCCCACUCCUGGCCUGGCUCGUAUUCACCACGUGGUGACACUUGGCAGCCCCUGGACCCCUGGAAGUUGGGCUUCGAGGUUUACUCUGGCAAGAGCACCUCAGAGCCAUGGCACUGUUUUUGCCAAAAUCUUACUGCAGAUUAAGUAAAGAACUUAGAUUCUAAGUUACAUUUAAUUUCCUACGUUCUUUUUAAUGUGUAUUCAAUGCGUAGCUCCUUUAGAAGCAUGCCGGUUAAUGAUUUGCAUCCCUCUCCACUUAGUAAAGCCCUCAGGGCUGUCAGCCUUCUUCUCUGUGUUGGUCUCAGGCCCUUCUGUUUGUAUUUUGCUCAGCAUCUCCGAUUUCUAUGCUCUGAAAAUGGGAAAAACUCUAAACCUCUCAGAGAUUCUAUUCUAACAGUAUUCUAGCUUCUCCAGGUGAGCAGAAGGACCAAAUAUCCAAACAAAAGCCUCGGAGUCAGCAGUGAUUCAGCUUGACCUGACAGGGCCUCUUCCCUCCCACUGAGGUGUGUGCCUUAGACAUUCAGAACCCACUCCCUCGGGAACCCCUCCUCGGGCCAGAUUUUAUAGGGAGUCCUCCGUACGCAUUCUCAUGGGUAGGGAAGCCCUUGCCCACACCUGCUGUUGGGAAGAGGGUUUCCUCUCUCGUUCUGUUGUGGCCAAAUUUUGUUGUUCUGUCUGAUGAGGGGAAAGGGGACAGGAGGUGGGAGGAAAGAGCGGAGCGUGACUAGAUGUCCCCAUUGAGUCGUACUUUCUACACAGCCUUGAGUGAUUGGAGUCCCUGGAUCACUAGUAAAUCUUGCACAAGCAAUACACACAUCAUUUUAGGAAGUGGCCUCCCGCUAGCAAA
Tupaia belangeri chinensis (Chinese tree shrew) is the source of this 4744-nucleotide messenger RNA. It is a transcript of the gene SLC23A2, whose product is annotated as solute carrier family 23 member 2. Gene Ontology annotation, biological process: transmembrane transport. The transcript has 16 exons. Gene Ontology annotation, cellular component: membrane. NCBI's taxonomy places the organism in Eukaryota, Metazoa, Chordata, Mammalia, Scandentia, Tupaiidae. The coding region runs from base 284 to 2236 and encodes 650 amino acids. The record is from RefSeq and is a predicted model, not a curated record. Gene Ontology annotation, molecular function: transmembrane transporter activity.